AUAGCCACAUCUAUUUAUAUGCGGUCUGGAAUGGAUCUGCGACACAAAGGAACCCUUUGGCGAAUCAACCAAAGGAAAGGACAGCGACGAACAAAUAUGGAUGGAGGCCUGGAGUGGAUCUGCGAUGGAGAUGAAACUGCGAUUUCACCGGCAAAGAAGGUCCAAGCAACGGCGGCCGAUUCGGCAAAGAUGAAUUUGAUGAGCUCACGUCUUCGCACCUGGUUUCCUUCAAUGUAUGCACAAGAAGCGCACGUCUCCCAUAGGGUUUGGGGUUGUUUUUCUACGCUUUCGUCUGCGACGAAGUGUGGCUUUGUUGUGCGGCUUUCGUCCGCCUUCCAUGAGACUCUCUAUUUCGAGAGAUCGCAGCGCCUAUAUGGCGGCCAAAGGUUGUGUAUCCCUAGCAACAGGUGGAGAGGUUCGAGGAUGUCGUUCAUGGUUGAGAUCAAAAGGUCAUGGACGAAGCGUGGGGCUAGGGGCUAGAUCAGAUCUGGAUCGGAGGCAAGGAGCGGAAGAUGCUUCAGUACUGUUGGACCGUCCCCCCCUUGAACUGCCGUCAUGGAGUGCAAGAGAGUUUAGGGUUUGGAAGCAGUAUUUUAAUUUUAUUAUUUGCUUGCUAUUUAAUUUCCAUGGUCAGACUGUUCUGUUUUACUUUUAUUUUUUCCUUUGUUAUAAGACUCUUGCAUUAGGUUUGGGGGACGAGAGGUCUACGUUAAUCAUCAUUGGCUUUAUGUUGCCCAAAUUAGGUCUAGCGAGUUACAUUGAUUUGUCAAAGGUGAUUAACUCAGAGUCUCGGCCAAGGGCGGAUGGUUACAUGUGGUCAUUUUGUUAUCCUAUACCCCUGUUGAAUGCUAUUUUAUUAAUUUAAGCCCCC
This is a messenger RNA of Cuscuta epithymum, 871 nucleotides long. The record is from the annotation of a GenBank genome assembly. Lineage: Eukaryota; Viridiplantae; Streptophyta; Magnoliopsida; Solanales; Convolvulaceae.